UCCGUACUACAUGGCACGUGAGCUUAAGUCGGAUGCUGAUAUUACCUUCAUGCCAUACAACUAUCUCCUCGACCCUAAGACAAGAAAAGCACAUGGUGUUGAAUUACAAGGAAGUGUGGUGAUUUUUGAUGAAGCUCAUAAUUUGGAGAAAAUAUGUGAAGAUAGUUCAUCUUUUGACCUGAAGCCUGGUGACCUUGCCACAGCUAUUGAAGAAGUCACAAGAUUAGCAGAAAAGAUGUUGGAAAUGUUCAAAUCAGAACAGAUGUCCGAAUCUCAAUAUGAUGACCUUACUGGUGGUGGGGAAAUGCCAGACUUUACUGUUGAUGAUUUGUUAAGACUUAAAGCUACUCUUGUUGAUUUGGAAGAAGAAAUAGAUAAAAUAGAAGUUCCAAGCAAUGGUAAAGGAAUAACUAAACCUGGCAUAUUCAUGUACGAGUUACUGGCAAAGGCAAAUAUUGUGUAUGGAAACAAGAAUAUUAUUCUUGACACAUUGGACAAAAUUGUGAGCUAUGUCACAGCAGAUGCGUCUGGAGCAGGAGCUGGGUUGUCAAAGGGAGCUGGUCUCUCAAAAAUUACAGAUAUACUCAAGAUAAUCUUCAGUCAAGAAGUCUCACCGGGAGGUUCAUUGACAGAACACCAGGAGAAAAUAGCAAGGUCAUACAAGGUACAUCUGCAAAAGGAAGACAGUGGGAAAAAGAAGAAACAGAUGGAUUUGUGGACAAACUCAGCUGCAUCAGAAAAAUCUGGAAAGACAUUGAGUUACUGGUGUUUCAGUCCUGGACACAGUAUGAAUGACCUGAAGGCUCAUGGUAUCAAGUGUAUUGUGCUGACGAGUGGAACCCUGUCACCUCUGUCUUCAUUUACUGCAGAGAUGCAAGUAUCAUUCCCAGUGCAGCUAGAGAAUCCCCAUGUUAUACAGAAACACCAGGUCUGGAUUGGGACUCUGAGGAAAGGACCAGAUGGUACAACAUUGAACUCUAACUAUGAAACUAGGUUCACCCCUUCUUAUCAGUCUUCACUUGGAAACUGUAUAGUUAACUUUGCUCGUGUAACACCAAAUGGACUCUUGAUAUUUUACCCAUCAUACCCUGUUAUGGAAAAAUGUCUUGAACAUUGGAAGGAGACAAACAUAUGGUCAAGGAUAGAACAGUACAAACGGAUUUUUGUUGAGUCCAGAUCCAAAGGUGUAUUAAAUGAUUUGAUGAAUGACUUCUACAGUAAGAUAAAUGAUCCAACACUGAAUGGGGCUAUUUUUAUAGCUGUCUGUAGAGGAAAGGUUAGUGAAGGGCUGGAUUUUUCUGAUAUCAAUGGCAGGGCUGUUGUUAUAACAGGUCUCCCUUACCCUCCAUACUUGGACCCAAAAGUUGUCCUCAAGAUGCAGUACCUCGAUGAAAUGAAAGGGAAGCAGGGAUUUCAGAGUUUAUCUGGAAAAGAAUGGUACAAACAACAAGCUUCUAGAGCUGUGAACCAGGCUAUAGGACGUGUGAUAAGACACAGAGAAGAUUUUGGUGCUAUUAUUCUUUGUGAUACAAGGUUUGCCAAUACUGAUGCAGUGAGCCAGUUACCAGUGUGGGUCAGACCUCAUGUGAACAAGUAUGAUGCAUUCGGUGCAGCUGUCAGAGAUGUGAUGGUUUUCUUUAAAACUGCUGAAAAACUGAUGCCAGCUCCAAAACCACCAAAGAAGUCUUCAUCCUCCAGUUCAUCCGGUGCAUACUUCAUGCCGACUAUAAACAGAUCAGCACAUUCUGGACCAAGUAGUGUUCAACCGGCCCAUACUGUGAUGCAACAUGUUCCUAGUUUGAAACGUAGAGAUGAAGUUUUCACAAAUGACAAAUUACGAGAACAGUACCAAGGUGGCGCCAGAGGAUCAUCCUCAUCUUCAUCACAGAAAAGCUUGUUUUCUGCGCUUGAUCAUUCAGAGAAAUGUCAAGAGGAUAUGCUGUCAGAAUCACAGUUACCGUCUUUUCAACCGAGUUCAUCAUCGAGUGUCGGGAUGAGAAAACCCCAAAAUAAAAAGAAAAUUGUGAUAAAGAAACGGGGUAGUGAAUCAGCACCAGCCACACAGGAAAGCACAGAAGUUUCUUCCAAAGUUUCCAUGUCACAUCUGAAUUCAGCUGAAAGUUACAUUGCAGAGGUGAAAAGCACGCUCAGUGGAGAUUCCUACAAAAUGUUCUCAAAGGCUUUGAUAGAAUACAAGAAAAGUGAAGACAUUGAUAAAGUGAUUGAAGUUCUUGCCGCUUUGUUCACUGAAGACACUGCCAAACAUCAUCUGUUUGCAAAGUUUUACAGAUUUGUAAGAUCAAAACAUAAAGAGCAUUUCCACAUCAUGUGUCGAGAACUUACAGGGUUAUCAACAGGAUACAAGGCAGAAGACACGGUGAACAAGAAAAGGCUUCAAGAAACAAUAGCUUGCCAUGAAAGUGUGUCGAAGCGACUUAAAACAGAGGAUGAUAGAACAGAUUUGAAAAAAUCUAAAGACAAUAGUAAAACCAACUCAGCAUCUGAAACCAGUAGUGUAUCAGUGAACACUAUGUUAACUACCUCAAAGACUGUGAAUGAAGCAAAUAAGGAAAAUAAUAAAGAAAAGGGCAGUCCGACUGGUUCUGAUGUGAAGUCUUUAUCUGGGACUGGUUCCCAGCAAUCUGCUGCUAGCGAAACAGAAAAAAUGGUGAACCAGACUAAAUAUGGACAGCCACAAUCAGGAUAUACAUGUUGUUCUUGCAAGAAAUCUGCUAAAUUACCAUUUAUAUCCCAGUGUGAACAUGUGUGUUGUAUGGAUUGUUGGAGGCUAGUGUUCGAAGGGGACAAACUGUGUCCAUCAUGUAAACAAAGGGUACGCAGACGUCACUUGACUAGACUGGUAUUCAAAUUGAAAGAAGAAAAGGGAGAUAAUUGUGAUGAUGAUACUUGAUCUUUGACCAAUUUGAAAUUGUACAUAGUAUAUCAAAUGAAAGCAAUUCUGUAUAAGAUAUUUUGCUAUAUUAUUAAAACUAAAGUAAU
Mercenaria mercenaria is the source of this 3000-nucleotide messenger RNA. Its product is annotated as regulator of telomere elongation helicase 1-like. Lineage: Eukaryota; Metazoa; Mollusca; Bivalvia; Venerida; Veneridae. Gene Ontology annotation, biological process: negative regulation of DNA recombination; negative regulation of t-circle formation; telomeric loop disassembly. Gene Ontology annotation, cellular component: nucleus. The record is from RefSeq and is a predicted model, not a curated record. The coding region runs from base 11 to 2911 and encodes 966 amino acids. The transcript is spliced from 27 exons. Gene Ontology annotation, molecular function: DNA polymerase binding; ATP binding; DNA binding.